Triplophysa rosa is the source of this 5756-nucleotide messenger RNA. It is a transcript of the gene mafgb, whose product is annotated as v-maf avian musculoaponeurotic fibrosarcoma oncogene homolog Gb. Gene Ontology annotation, biological process: regulation of transcription by RNA polymerase II; regulation of epidermal cell differentiation. Gene Ontology annotation, cellular component: nucleus. The coding region runs from base 1195 to 1779 and encodes 194 amino acids. The record is from RefSeq and is a predicted model, not a curated record. NCBI's taxonomy places the organism in Eukaryota, Metazoa, Chordata, Actinopteri, Cypriniformes, Nemacheilidae. Gene Ontology annotation, molecular function: DNA-binding transcription factor activity, RNA polymerase II-specific; RNA polymerase II cis-regulatory region sequence-specific DNA binding. The transcript has 3 exons.
UUUGUGUCUGUCCGUCCGUCUUUGUGUCUGUCUGUCCGUCUGUCUUUGUGUCUGUCUGUCUUUGGGUCUGUCUGUCUGUCCGUCCGUCCGUCCAUCUUUGUGUCUGUCCGCCUGUCUGUCUGUCCGUCCGUCCGUCCGUCUGUCUGUUCGUUUGUCCGUCUGUCUGUCUGUCCGUCCAUCUUUGUGUCUGUCUGUCUCUGUGUGUGUGUGUGUGUGUGUGUGUGUGUCUUUGUUUCUGUCUGUGUGUGUGUGUGUGUGUGUGUGUGUCUUUGUUUCUGUGUGUGUGUGUGUGUGUGUUUGUCUGUCUGUCUGAUGGCUUUUUUGUGAUGUCACAGCAGUAGACUGAUGUCCUCAGAUGUUCACUCUCAGGUGUGUGUGUCUGUGUGUGAAGGGUAAACCCUACGGUAUGGGGACAAAAUGUCCCCACAAAGAUGGCAAUAUCCAAAACCCUUGUCCUUGUGGGGACAUUUUUUUGUCCCCAUGAGGAAACAAGCUUAUAAAUCAUACAGAAUGAACUUUUGUGAAAAUGUAAAAGAGCAGACAGUUGUGUGUGAUUGUUAGGGUUAGGGGGAGGGAAUAUGAGAUACAGUUUGUACAGUAUAAAAACCAUUGUGUCUAUGGAAUGUCCCCAUAAAACAUGGAAACCCAACAUGUGUGUGUGUGUGUGUGUGUGUGUGUUUUCUGCAGUACGAGGUGCCGCUUCUUGUUUGAGUUGUAAAACAUUUUCAUGUCAUGUCUUCUGUAUGUAUGAAUGAUGUAUGUCACGUGUGUGAGCUGUAGCUGUGUUUGACUUCUCUGCUGUAUUGAAAUGAAGGAGCAUCAUGAACACACAUACGAUGAGGGUUCUCUCACCUCCAUCACAUCACAUCACAUCACAGGCCGGUAAUCCCCUGGACGGCAGCCCGAACCCUCACUUCCUCAUCAGUGCUCUUCUGUCCUCUGAUUGGUUCUUCUCUAGCCUAUCAGCCGUCAGCAUUGCUCUAAUGCUCGUAGGUGUUCUAGAACUUUACGCACCCAACCACCACGACCACAGAGGAAGUUUGAAACAGGAAGUCACUUUCACUAGUCCAUUUUUUUAUUCUGUAGAGAAAUGCGUCUGCUUUCGUUUACACUUGGAUUGAGAUAUGAACGCGGCUCUGAUUUCUCCUGCUUCUCUCCCGGCGAUCUCAGAAGCCAUGUCGUUGUUUGUUUUUCAUGAGUGAACGAGUUGUAGAGCUUCACAGGUGGAUGUAUCUGCGUGGUUUGCCAGUGGUUCCUCGUGGCAUGACGACCACUAACAAAGGAAACAAAGCCUUGAAGGUGAAGAGGGAGCCGGGGGAAAAUGGGACGAGCCUCACGGACGACGAGCUGGUGUCCAUGUCCGUCCGCGAGCUCAACCAACACCUGCGUGGUCUGUCCAAAGAAGAGAUUCUGCAGCUGAAGCAGCGCAGGCGGACGCUGAAGAACCGGGGCUACGCCGCCAGCUGCCGUGUCAAACGCGUCACCCAGAAGGAGGAGCUGGAGCGGCAGAAGGCGGAGCUACAGCAGGAAGUGGAAAAGCUGGCCUCGGAGAACGCCAGCAUGAAGGUGGAGCUGGACACGCUGCGAUCCAAAUACGAGGCUCUGCAGAGCUUCGCCAGAACUGUGGCCCGAGGGCCCGUGGCCCCCAUAUCCAACGCAGCCGUACCCGUGUCUCCACGCGGCCCCCUGGCCUCCGUCAUUGGGCCGCUCAUUCCCGGAAAGGUGGGAGCCACGAGCGUCAUCACGAUAGUCAAGUCGAAGACUGAUGCCAGGUCUUAGUAUCGCAGACGGGCGAGAGGAUUGGUCAGUGCAUGAUGCUUUAGGUGAAGGACCUUUCGAUUCCUUCCGCCAGAAUAUACUCUCUCUCUCGUGUGGUUUACGAACGGAGGAAAACGCACGUAGGACGGUUCAUUCACUUGGGCUUCCAAAACACCAUCUCCAAAUUAUCUCCAAAAAAAGAAAACGACGACGAACAUGCAGCCUACGUUCUCAUCGUUUUGUACAAAUAUCGGCUACUUUUGUAUUGGGUCCAAGAGUCUGUGUUUAUGUUCUUGUCAUUUUUAUACGGUGCAUUUGAUGUAUCGACACGUUUCCGUCCUUUUGUUUACGGACCGCAGGCACAAAACACUUUACGCUGGUCAGGCUUCUUCCAGAGGGAGAAAUCGAUGUAUGAGAGUAUCGUUUAAUAACGAGGGGAACGCCCUUUACCUGAGCUUCAUUAAUGCACUGACCAAUCAGCGAUGGGCAGGAGGAGAGGAGGCGGAGUCGUUCAUAUGGUAGCUAUCAGGAUCUGCCAGCAGUUCAUUUGCAGAAAAUCUUCUUUGAGACUUUUAUUGGCGAGGCAAUAACAUGUUUGUGUUGAACUACAGCUUGUGUUUGAUUUGUGGAACCUGUGAAUCUGUCUUCUGUUGUCAUUUGAGGAGUUGUUUACAUCGCGGGUUCCACGUGUGUGAUCUUCACAGUGAAGGUAUUAAUAUCCCGUAAUACCGUUUCUUUUUUUCAUUGUCGAUUCAAAACAAGGACAAAAGAAAAAACGACGACAUCAACAGCAGACUUUUGCGUCUGUCGGGUGAUGUCCAUCCCACAAGCUUUACCAUGAAUUUGUUGCCGUGACAUAUUCGUAACGUAUUCUGAAAAUCUUUGUCUAUAUGGUGGAGUCUUGAAUUUUAUAAACGCAAAAAAAAAAAAGAAAAGAAACAAAAAAACAACAACCACAGAGUAUCUUGCAGUAUUUAUAAAAUGUUUAAAAAAGAAAUCUAAAGUUGUUUGAUAGCUCUCUUUUUUGCAAUUGUACCAAAAGUGGCUUAACUAUUGAAGUCAAUAGCUUUUCUAGUGACUCUAGGCGCGUGAAACUGUGGACUAGCGCGUGUGGUGUGAUUUGUACCGGUGAGGUGGCGCUGUUGUUUAUCACGUGGAUGUGAUGCUUUUAUCCAGCGGACUCAAACGCAGACGAUGAGCUCGGUUUACCCAGAAUCCCCGCGGCGUGAGACUGCACAUACACACGCAUGACAUCUGCUUGACUUCUCAGGAAAGUGAAACUGCCGCAGGGCUUUCUGGGAAGGACUGCGUCCUCAUCCCUUGCGUUUGACCCGUUUCAUGUGAAGUGUGACUUUCUUUUCUUGUUUCUUUUUAAAUAAAUAUAUAUAUAUAUAUAUAUAAAUAUAUAUAUUUUGGUGUACACUGUUUUUAUGCUACGGUUAUAUUUGUUGUUGUUUUUCUUUGGUUUUUGCUUUGAACGCCAGGGAAGCGAGUCGUGUCUCUUGUAUCGGCACUGAUUUAAACCGUGAAAACAGUGACGCGUCUCUGAUGUUUGACUGCUGUGAAAAUCACUCGAUUCUUCUUUAAAACAAAGUGUUUCGCUAUUGAUGCGUUUUCGCCACAUCUGCACUAUUAUUACACAGAGUUUCAUGUGUGAACGAACGACUCUGAAACGAUUCAUUGUAAGAAUGAAUCGCUACGUGAAUUGUUCGGUAAUAUGAAAGCAGUAUAGAUGUAAAGAAACGCAACAGGACGACAUGUGUACUGGAAUAAUGAUGUCUUCAGCGGCACAAGAUUCUUUAGCCUUUUAAUCUUGUGAUCAGAUUCGUGUAUUAUUCUGGAUGUAGAUGGGCGGCGGCGGCUUCCUCUGACUGGCUCAUCUGUGAAAUGGUUUCGUCAUGUUCUUUAGUCCGUCUCGGCGUCGCUUUCGUAACAAUGGUAACGUUCUCCUAUCAGCCGUGGCGUGUCCAGCAUUUAUAGUCGAUAUAUCGAAAGGAUUCGAAGAAAAAAUAUUCUAGCUUACUUGCAAACGAUGAUAAUGUGAUUUUUGUUGUAUGUCUGGUAGCAGUACUGGCCGAUAAAGACUUUCUUGAAUCUUCCACGUGUGGGGGGAGCGACUCCUCAUGUGAUCGUAAUGUUUGUCGUGGUGUUAAAAGUGAACCUAUGAAGUAUAUGCAAAUCAGCCGCUGGUAGAGAGAAGGUCCAUAGGAAUAGAGUUCUCUGUUGUCUGUGAAUAAUGGCUUGUGAGGAUGUGACGAACACUCACGCUCACAUUUCUGCAGAAAUUGAGAAUUUACCCAACAAGGGCUUCACAACCUGAACUUGGCAUCAGUGGUUUCAUUUCAACGAGUCGUUGUGUUUUUUCUUUCUUUCUGAAACAGUGCCAUGUCCCAGGAGGCGAAGGAAAAUAGUACUCUGUGGUAAAAUAAGACAAUCCUGAGUUUAGCCAACAGCCUCGGCUAGCGGUCUUAUUAAAACCUGACAAAUAUACAUCCUGCUUACACUAAAGGCACCGUUCGUUUCAAGAAUGAGAAUUCUGUCAUCAUUUAUUCACUCUCAUGCCACGUCACACCUGUACCUGUGUAGUCUGCAGAACACAAAAGAAGAUAUUUUGAAGAACAACACCGAACCUCAUUGACUUCCAUUGUAUGAACACAAAAACAUCGAGACAUAUCUGUUUCACUGUAGAAAUACUCGCAUACAGAUUUACAACCACAGGAGAGAGAAUAAAUGAUGACAGAAGUUUGAUUUAAAGGGACAGUUCACCCAUCAAUGAACAUCCGGUCAUUAUUUACUGUAUAAAUGUCUUUGUUCUGAUGAACACAAAGAAAGAUAUUUGGAAGAAUGUUAGUAAUUUCAGUUCUGGGACAAAAAAUAUGUUGAACACAUAAUGAGAUAUUUUGAAGAAUUUAGGAAAGCAAACAGUUCUGGAGCUCCUUUGAUUACCAUUUACAUUUUUCCUACUGUGAUAGUCGAUGAUGUCCCGGAACUGAAAAUGACUGACAUUCUUCCAAAUAUCUUUCUCUGUGUUCAGCAGCAAAAAAGGUUUGGAACAACUCGAGGGUGCGUAAAUGGUGACAGAAUUGUCAUUUUUGGGUGCACUGUCCCUUUAAGAUUGAUUCUGCGAUUGACAGACAUGAUUGACAGGCCUCAGUUCUGCGAUCAAUCUCUUCAUAAGCAGAUGGAUGGAGAGCGAGCGGUCGACCUGCUGUCCGCUAUCUUUGAAACUCUGUCCCAGUUUUGCUCAGACGUCCUCUGGAUGGUGCCGUGUUUUCUCCUCUGAGCCUCAUGGGACUCCCGUAUUAACAUGUUUUAUUUAAUCUCUGCAUCACUUUAGAUUUACUACUGAAGGGGUCAGUAAACGUCACGCGUCCUCUAUCGUUGUGCUGAUGACACUUGUUGGUGUUUAUCGCAACCUGAAAUUUGUGUUAUACGGUUGAAAUAAAUGAUUUGAUCUAUACGACAUGUUUGGUCUGUAUGCUGCACUUGACAAAUGUAGAUUUCAGCUUCUUAAUGUUCUGUUCUUGUUGUUUAGAGUUGCCCCCCUCCCCGUUUUCUUCUUUGUUUUUGAACGUCACAGGAGUAUAUUGGUGACUCUAUAAGCUGUUUAUCACUGUACCGACAUCUGUACGGUCAGAAAUGUCGAGCUAUACGUUGCUGUGAGUUUAUUAUGAUGGAUUUUUUUUGUCUGAAAAGAAAUAAUAAAACAGUUCUGUUGUUUUUCUCGAUGGGGUGUAUUAAAUUAAGAUAUCCUAGUUCUUUGUAUGGGAAAUAUAGAUAGCGUGAAAGUCCAUUUAAUUGUAAGUAUUUAUCAACUAAGUUAUUGUACCUUUGCAAUUUGUAGAUAAGUAAUAUAAUGUAUUGGUAUAUACUGAUGAAGUUAACUGUAUCAGUCAGUCCGGGGCGUUCUUUAAUUUAUUGAUGUAUAUACUGUAUGUUUGUUGAUAUACAGCUUACUUUAUUUUGUAUAUGACUAAUAAAAUACAUUUUGAAAAACA